Molecule: messenger RNA, 1980 nt
Organism: Corylus avellana
Lineage: Eukaryota; Viridiplantae; Streptophyta; Magnoliopsida; Fagales; Betulaceae
Gene: RECA1
Product: recA DNA recombination family protein
Biological process (GO): DNA repair
Molecular function (GO): ATP hydrolysis activity; ATP-dependent DNA damage sensor activity; ATP binding
Source: RefSeq, a predicted model, not a curated record
AUACAAACGUAUAUGCACCCGACUACAGAAGAGGACAUAUCCGCAGGAGCAACAUAGAAUUGAAGUUGUAGCCAGCAACAGAGCUGCAGUGAGGAUAAUGGAUUUGAUUUUCCCUCAAAAUCUAAAAGCCAGCACCCUCUCCUCAAAAGCAUGCUCUUGGCCAUCAUCGUCGUCGUCGUCACGCCUCUUCUUUCCUUGUCCUCUGAGGAGCUUCAAAUGUUGGACUUCACGCAUCCUAACCCCUGCUUCCAAGCUUAAGCAAGUCAGAAUUCGUAGCGAGUUCGAAGGCAAAGUAAAUGGCGCUCUUUCCGCCGAUUUCGACCCCCGCUUCCUCGACCGGCAAAAAGCACUGGAAGCAGCAAUGAACGAUAUCAAUAGCUCAUUCGGAAAAGGAAGUGUUACGAGAUUAGGCAGUGCUGGUGGUGCUUUGGUUGAAACUUUUCCCAGUGGCUGUAUGACGUUAGACUUUGCCUUAGGUGGUGGCCUUCCCAAAGGAAGAAUCGUAGAGAUAUUUGGGCCAGAAAGUAGCGGAAAAACCACCUUGGCACUCCACGCAAUUGCAGAAGUGCAGAAGCUGGGAGGCAAUGCAAUGCUUGUUGAUGCAGAGCAUGCUUUUGAUCCAACAUAUUCUAAAGCAUUGGGAGUGAACGUAGAAAAUUUGAUCGUCUGCCAACCUGAUCAUGGCGAGAUGGCACUUGAGAUUGCAGAUCGUAUGUGCAGAUCUGGUGCCAUAGAUCUUAUCUGUGUUGAUUCUGUCUCAGCUCUCACUCCACGGGCUGAGAUUGAAGGUGAGAUUGGGAUGCAGCAAAUGGGUUUGCAAGCACGCCUUAUGAGCCAAGCUCUGCGUAAGAUGUCAGGGAAUGCCUCGAAAGCUGGUUGUACUCUGAUUUUUUUGAAUCAAAUAAGAUAUAAGAUUGGUGUAUAUUAUGGGAACCCAGAAGUGACUAGUGGAGGAAUUGCAUUAAAGUUCUUUGCAUCUCUUCGGCUUGAGAUACGUUCUACCGGGAAGAUAAAGUCUGUCAAAGGAGAUGAAGACAUUGGGCUUCGGGUUCGUGUAAGAGUACAAAAGAGCAAGGUGUCAAGGCCAUACAAGCAAGCUGAAUUUGAAAUUAUGUUUGGAGAGGGAGUGAGCAAAUUGGGUUGCAUUUUAGACUGUGCUGAGAUGAUGGAUAUUGUGGUAAAGAAGGGCUCUUGGUAUAGCUAUGGGGAUCACAGGUUGGGACAGGGAAGAGACAGAGCAUUGCAGUACUUGAAAGAGAACCCUAUUAUUCAUGAUGAAAUAGAAAAGACUUUGAAAAUCAAAGUGAAAAUGCAUUUGCAGAUUGUUAGGUCGAAAAUGGCGGAUGGAACUGGACAUGUAACUUCUCCACUUUCAAGGGACUUGUUAUUACCACAUCAAGAUGAAGAGACCUAUGAGGAGAUACAAUGAGGAUGAGCAAAUACUGCUAAUGAUUGAUGUUUUUCUACACCAGAUGAGGGAAGAGGUAGUGGUCGAAGUCAAAAGCUGAAUCAAUUGCUUGCUCAUCAUGUGCGUUGAGUGUGAGGCCACUAAGGUUUAACGAGUAGACAUCAUUGCCCAGACAUCCACUCAGCAGGGGUGAAAAUACAAAAUACCCUGAUUCUGGUGGAAAUUGAAAUUGGAAUCUCUAAUGGUAUAUUAUGGUGAAAGAAGAUAGAAAAUGGCGGGUUUUUGCGGAUGCCCGCCGUUAUUACUUUUGUUUUUUUGCUGGGGGUGAUUGGGUGUUGUAUUUUCAAUAUUCCAACAGUUGAAGAAAACCUAAUUAUUCCCAAUUCAUUUAGUAAGGUGUUCAAAGUUUUUCUUAUUUCACAAGAUACAGGUCCAGAAUUAUGCUCUACAUUUAAGUUGCUACCAUUACCAACAUGCUGUUAAACAAAAGAGUGGAUUUAUGUGUAAAACGGAAAGAAAAUAACGAUUUCUUUUUCUUCGAUAACUGUGGUAUCGGAUCCCCGGGACACCGU